Messenger RNA from Rhea pennata, 942 nucleotides. RefSeq names its product non-structural maintenance of chromosomes element 3 homolog. Gene Ontology annotation, cellular component: nucleus. Lineage: Eukaryota; Metazoa; Chordata; Aves; Rheiformes; Rheidae. The coding region runs from base 95 to 865 and encodes 256 amino acids. The transcript is spliced from 11 exons. The record is from RefSeq and is a predicted model, not a curated record.
CGCAGGCGCGGCGGCCGUGGCUCGCGGGCAGCGGCGGGCCGCGCCGCGCGCCCGGAGCCGCUUGUUCUAGCAGCUGCCCCUGGAGGGCUGAGAAAUGUCCCAGAGGAAGCGCAGCAAAGGGUCUGGCUUCUCUCAGGGUGAAGAGGAGGACGAUGACUACAUUCCGAGUCAGACACAGACACAGGCACUCAGCCAGGGGCCCAGGAAUCUGGAGAGACACUCCCAGGAACAAGUGGAUCAGAAGGUCAGUGAGCUGGUUCAGUUCCUGCUUGUGAAGGACCAGAAGAAGAUCCCUAUCAAAAGAUCAGAUAUUCUGAAGAAAGUCAUUGGUGAGUACAAGGAUGUCUACUCGGAGAUUGUCAACCGGGCAGGCAGGACACUUCAGCAGGUAACCCCAGGCUUCCUGCAGGUGUUCGGGCUGCAGCUGGUGGAGAUCGACACCAAGCACCAUGUCUACAUCCUCAUCAGCACCCUGCCCCGCACUGAGGGGGACAACCUGCGACAGGACGACCAGACGGCUAAGCUGGGCCUCCUCACAGUCAUCCUCAGCUUUAUCUUCAUGAAAGGCAACUCUGCAAAGGAUGGGGCAGUGUGGGAGUUCCUGCGCAGGCUCCGUGUGCACCCCGGGGAGCGACAUGAGAUCUUCGGGGAUGUCAAGAAGCUGGUGAUGGAGGAGUUUGUGCGGCAGAAGUACCUGGAGAUCAGCCCUAUUCCCCUCACAGACCCUGUGGAGUUCAAGUUCCAGUGGGGCCCACGGGCCACCAAGGAGACCUCCAAGAAGGAGAUGCUGCACUUUGUGGCCAAGAUUCAAGGCAAGGAUCCCUCCUUCUGGACGAGCCAGUUCAAAGAGGUCGAGGGGCCCUAACUCCCUCCCAAGACGCCCAGGCUGUGCCUGCAUCUCUCCCCUUGCCCCCAAUAAAGAUGCCCCCCUGCUCCCAAGGC